CCAGUUUCUUGUUGUCUAGAGAAGAUCCAUCUGAACGUCAUGUUCCUGAGAGCACUUCUCCUUCUUCUUGGCGUGGUCGUAUCGACCCAAGGGUAUGGCUAUCUGGAACUGCCUACAAGAGAGACUAACCAGUUCGGAACGGAGUUGGUCUACUGUAAAUAUCAGAACGUCUCGAUGCUCCCUGAUUCCAUAUGGAAAACAACAGACUGUGAGCAGUGUGAAUGUACCAGAAGCGGAAUGUUCUGCGAGGGAUUUGGGUUCAACGCGGGUCUGUUUGGGGCACCGGAAGGAUGUGUUGUCGCCAAUGAUGCAUGCGACAUUAGGCUGGUAGAUGCUGCCGAUCACACCAAGGACUGCAAACCUUUCAAGCUGGGGCCUCCGCCUAAUCUUUUCGGACCUCCGCCCGGCAUUGAUAUUCCGCAAGGCGUGGAACCUUUGAUGUAACUCAGACACAAAUAAACAUGUCAUUAAACGUCA
Messenger RNA from Haliotis rubra (blacklip abalone), 477 nucleotides. RefSeq lists its product as uncharacterized. The transcript is spliced from 3 exons. NCBI's taxonomy places the organism in Eukaryota, Metazoa, Mollusca, Gastropoda, Lepetellida, Haliotidae. The record is from RefSeq and is a predicted model, not a curated record. Bases 40 to 444 code for a protein of 134 amino acids.